UGCCCCGUCCGUGCAGCUGUCCGUCCUUCCCGUCCGUCUCCGCUCCGCAACGGGGGCGCAUCGCUGCCGUUGCAUGUUCGGUGUAGGGAAAUCUGCCCUGACCUUCAGUUGAAUCGUGUGUGUGUCCGUGUUUUUCCGAGUGAAGAGGAAAAGAGGAAAGCCACAAGUCGAGUGGAGGAAUCGGCGUCAUCAGAUCGGGGUUGGGACACAGAAGCAAGCAGCAACCAAACAAAGCUACACUUCUACCAGCAUGCAGACCUCUACCCUUCUCGUCCUGCCCCUUCUCCUCCUUACCCUCAUGUUCUCCCCCUCAAUGAGCCAGAGCGAUGGAGACCUCAUUGUUCAGACACGUACUGGUCAUAUCCGUGGCAUCCGCCUACCAGUCCCAGACCGGAGUUACAUCACAGCCUUCCUGGGAAUCCCCUUUGCUGAGCCCCCUGUUGGAAAGCGCCGUUUUCGUCCCGCCGAGCCCAAGAGCACAUGGACUGGGAUCUAUGAGGCUAAUGCAUACCCCAAUGCCUGCUACCAGGCAGUGGACACCACCUUUCCAGGCUUUCAGGGCAGUGAGAUGUGGAACCCCAACAGGGAGAUGAGUGAAGACUGUCUGUACCUAAACAUCUGGGUUCCCUCCUCUCCAAUGCCACACAAUCUCACUGUCAUGGUUUGGAUUUAUGGUGGAGGGUUCUACAGUGGUUCAUCUUCACUGGAUGUGUAUGAUGGCCGCUACCUUGCCCACAGUGAGAAAGUCAUAGUGGUUUCUAUGAACUACCGGAUCGGUGCCUUUGGCUUCCUGGCUCUGCAUGGCUCUUCUGAGGCUCCUGGUAACGUGGGUCUGCUGGACCAGAGGAUGGCUUUGCAAUGGGUCCAGGAUAACAUCAAUGUUUUUGGUGGCAACCCCAAACAGGUUACCAUCUUUGGUGAGAGUGCUGGUGGUGCAUCAGUAGGGUUUCACCUCCUUUCCCCUGACAGCCGACCAACUUUCUUACGGGCCAUUCUCCAAAGUGGGGUCCCCAACUGCCCCUGGGCAACCGUUGGCCCCGCUGAGGCCCGGAGAAGAGCUACCCUGCUGGGCAAGCUGGUGGGCUGCAAUGGGGGGAACGACACAGAGUUGGUGGAUUGUCUUCGCAGUAAAUCUCCACAGGAGCUCAUUGACCAAGAGUGGCAGGUACUGCCUUGGUCAGCCCUCUUUCGCUUCUCAUUUGUCCCUGUUGUUGAUGGAGUGGUUUUACCUGAUACCCCUGAGGCCAUGCUCACCUCAGCCAACUUCAAGGACACCCAGAUCCUCCUAGGGGUGAAUCAAGAUGAGGGCUCCUACUUCCUGUUGUAUGGAGCACCAGGCUUCAGCAAGGACAAUGACAGUCUCAUUUCCAGGGAGGACUUCUUGGAAGGUGUAAAGCUGAGUGUCCCCCAUGCUAAUGACAUCGGCUUGGAGGCGGUUGUACUCCAGUACACAGACUGGAUGGAUGAGAACAAUGGGCUGAAGAACCGCAAUGCCAUGGAUGACAUUGUGGGUGACCACAACGUCAUCUGCCCACUUGCACACUUUGCCCACUCCUAUGCUCAGCACAACGCACUCAAGGCUAACACAGGGGGAUCAAACUCCGGGGUCAUGAACAGUGGGGGAAACUCACAAGGUGGUGUCUACCUCUACCUGUUUGACCACCGUGCCUCCAACUUGGCCUGGCCUGAGUGGAUGGGGGUGAUCCAUGGCUAUGAGAUUGAAUUUGUCUUCGGCCUACCCUUAGAGAAGAGACUCAACUACACGAUUGACGAGGAGAGGCUCAGCCGGCGCAUGAUGAGAUACUGGGCCAACUUUGCACGCACUGGAAACCCCAACGUGAACCAUGAUGGAAUGGUAGACAGUGGGAAGCGCUGGCCUCUCUUCACUGUCAGUGAGCAGAGGCACGUGGGACUAAACAUAGAGCCCUUCAAGAUCCACAAAGGCUUGCGGAACCAGCUCUGUGCCUUCUGGAACCGCUUCCUGCCACGCCUCCUCAACAUCACUGAUAACAUAGAUGAGGCGGAGCGCCAAUGGAAGGUUGAAUUCCACCGCUGGUCAUCCUACAUGAUGCACUGGAAGAGCCAGUUUGACCAUUACAGCAAGCAGGAGCGCUGCACCGACCUCUGA
Molecule: messenger RNA, 2128 nt
Organism: Lampris incognitus (smalleye Pacific opah)
Lineage: Eukaryota; Metazoa; Chordata; Actinopteri; Lampriformes; Lampridae
Gene: ache
Product: acetylcholinesterase
Exons: 9
Coding region: 251-2128 (625 amino acids)
Biological process (GO): choline metabolic process; acetylcholine catabolic process
Cellular component (GO): plasma membrane
Molecular function (GO): acetylcholinesterase activity
Source: RefSeq, a predicted model, not a curated record